This is a messenger RNA of Melanotaenia boesemani (Boeseman's rainbowfish), 4644 nucleotides long. RefSeq names its product Janus kinase 2b (gene jak2b). The coding region runs from base 545 to 3916 and encodes 1123 amino acids. The transcript is spliced from 25 exons. NCBI's taxonomy places the organism in Eukaryota, Metazoa, Chordata, Actinopteri, Atheriniformes, Melanotaeniidae. Gene Ontology annotation, cellular component: cytosol; membrane; cytoskeleton. Gene Ontology annotation, molecular function: non-membrane spanning protein tyrosine kinase activity; ATP binding; cytokine receptor binding. Gene Ontology annotation, biological process: cytokine-mediated signaling pathway; peptidyl-tyrosine phosphorylation; cell differentiation. The record is from RefSeq and is a predicted model, not a curated record.
ACGCUGUAGCAGUCACUGGCAAAGUAGCUAGCAUUCUGUCAGAGUUCAGACAGUUUAGGUAACAAUUUGUCAAUUGUGUAGCUCUCUUUGGCAGCAUGACCAGUGUUCUACUUUAGGAAUAUGUCUUCUUAUAAAAUGAACUAUGUGUUAUUAUGCUAGUUAUUUGUAAACAUUGGUUUUAGCUAGCAUUUUCAUAAGUUAGACGAUUGACAAGAUAAACGCUGAAGUUCCUUCGGAAAGAGAUGGCUAAUGCUAUGCUGACCAGAGGUAGCUUAUGUAGCAGUUUAGUCAGUUAGCCAGCUGACUAAGACAUGGAAAUGUUAAAUAUUUCCAUAAGGAUUUAGAUAAAUAAAUCACAGUUCAUACGGUCAACAAUUUGAGGGUCUGUCAUUAAAACCGCAAGCAGUAGCUGUAAAACUGUGGUCCUGGCUGGUUGGUGGCCUUGGAAGUUAGCAGAAGGCUAUUAGCUGCACGUCUGGAUCAUCUACCAGAGGACAAGAGAAACACAGUGAGCUAAAAAGGCUGCUGUCCCAAAGAGUGGUGCAUGUUGCUGAUGGCUUCCCUGCCAGCCAUGGACACUAUGACUAACUCAUGCCCUGCGGUGCAUCAAAAUGGCACCGCCCAUCGGGAAGCUCCAGACACAAGGCCAGCCACUGUAGUUCUGAGGCUUCAUUUCUAUCACAGCAACCAGGGAGCAGCCAACUGCAGCUUUCUCAGCUACCCACCUGGGGAUUAUGUGGCUGAAGAGCUGUGUAUAGAUGCAGCCAAGGCAUGCAGUAUAUCACCUUUGUACUGCAGCCUUUUUGGUCUCUUCCGAGAGCGAGAUCGCUUGUGGUUUUCACCCAACCACAUCUUCCAGCUUGAUGAUUCGGCUUCUGAAGAAGUGUUUUUUAGAAUACGGUAUUACUUCCCUGGCUGGUACAGUAGUGGAGCAUCCAGAGCUUAUCGAUAUGGGAUCAAAAAGGGGACAGAAAGUCCAGUUCUUGAUGACCUUGUAAUGUCGUACCUCUUCUCUCAGUGGAGAAAUGACUUUGUGAAUGGUUUGGUGAAGAUUUCCAACUCCCAUGAGACUCAAGAAGAGUGCCUUGGUAUGGCUGUGCUGGACAUGACAAGAACGGCUAAGGAGAGACAGAUGUCACCCCUGGAUAUUUAUCACACUAUAAGUUACAAGUCCUUCUUGCCAAAGGACAUGAGAACUCAGAUCCAGGACUGCAAUUUCUUAACACGUAAACGAAUCCGCUUCCGCUUCAAGCGCUUUAUCCAGCAGUUCAGUCAGUGUCGGACCACAGUCCGCGAUCUGAAGCUCAAAUACCUCAUCAGCAUCGAGUCGCUGGAGAAAGCCUUCUACACAGAAACCUUCGAGGUCAAGGAUCCAUCCAGCGAACAGCUCAUCAUCCUGGUUGCAGCAGAUACUGGAAUACAGUGGUGUCGAGAAAAAUUGAAAGAUUCUGACCAGGAGCUGCAGACUUUGUGUGACUUCCCCGAUGUCACUGACAUUAACAUCAAACAGGCCAGCAAAGAGGAUGCUGCAGAAAGCCGGAUGGUCACCAUCAAUAAGCAAGAUGGCAAAAAUCUGGAACUUGAGUUUCCCAACCUGUCUGAAGCCCUCUCCUUUGUUUCCCUGAUUGAUGGCUACUAUCGACUGACCACAGAUGCACAUCACUACCUUUGUAAAGAAGUUGCACCUCCAAGACUUGUUGAGGCUUUAUAUUCUCAUUGCCAUGGCCCCAUUUCAGUGGAGUUUGCUGUCAACCGCCUUCAAAAGUGUGGCAACAAGCGGGGGUUGUACAUUUUAAGAUGUAGCCCCAAAGACUUUAACAAAUAUUUUUUGACUUUCCCAGUGGAGGUGUAUGAUGCAGUAGAUUACAAGCAUUGCCAGAUUACCAGGUCUGCAGCCGGAGAGUUUAAUCUCAGUGGAACAAAAAGAAACUUCAGCAGUCUGCAGGAACUGCUCAGCUGCUACCAAAAGGAAACCGUUCGCUCUGACAGCAUCAUUUUCCAGUUCAGCAAAUGCUGUCCUCCUAUGUCCAAAGAAAAGUCCUGCCUCCUCGUGUGCAGGAGUAACAAGGGCUCAGAAGUGCCUCUGUCUCCAUCCCCACAACGGCACAACAUUAGCCAGAUGGUGUUCCACAAGAUCAGGAAAGAAGAUCUGGAAUUUACGGAGAGUCUUGGACAAGGGACAUUUACAAAGAUCUUCAGAGGGGUCCGAAAGGAACUCGGAGACUAUGGCUGUGUGCACCAAACAGAAGUUGUCAUGAAAGUUUUGGACCUGGCACACAGGAAUUAUUCUGAGUCUUUCUUUGAAGCAGCCAGCAUGAUGAGCCAGUUGUCUCAUAAGCAUCUGAUUCUCAACUACGGCGUGUGUGUCUGUGGGGAAGAAAACAUCAUGGUGCAGGAGUAUGUGAAGUUUGGCUCACUGGACACCUACUUGAAAAAGAACAAGAACUCAAUUAACAUUCUGUGGAAGCUUGAAGUGGCAAAGCAGCUGGCCUGGGCCAUGAACUUCCUGGAAGAAAAGCAUCUUGUUCAUGGGAAUGUAUGUGCCAAGAAUGUUCUGCUGAUCAGAGAAGAGGACCGCAGGGCUGGAAAUCCCCCUUUUAUCAAACUCAGUGACCCUGGUGUCAGCAUCACUGUCCUGCCAAAAGAAAUCCUGAUUGAGAGGAUCCCUUGGGUGCCCCCUGAAUAUAUCAAAGACUCUGUCAAACUGAGCCUGGCAGCAGACAAGUGGAGCUUUGGCACCACAUUAUGGGAAAUUUGCAGUAGUGGAGAAAAACCUCUAGCAGCACUGGACAGCUCUAAGAAAAUCCUGUUCUAUGAGGACCGCCAGCAUCUUCCUGCACCAAAGUGGACCGAACUGGCUAAUCUGAUUACCAGCUGCAUGGACUACGAGCCCACAUUCAGACCCACAUUUCGUGCAGUUAUCCGUGAUCUUCACAGCCUCUUCACACCAGACUAUGAGUUGAUUGUUGACAGCGACAUCCUGCCAAAUAGGACUGUGGGCUCUAGCUGGACAACUGGAGGGUUUGAGAACCAGGAGCCAGCUCAGUUUGAAGAAAGACACCUCAUUUUCUUACAACUCCUGGGAAAGGGAAACUUUGGCAGUGUGGAGUUGUGCCGCUAUGACCCGCUGCAGGACAACACAGGAGAGGUCGUGGCUGUGAAGAAACUCCAGCACAGCACCGCAGAGCACAUACGAGACUUUGAGCGGGAGAUCGAGAUAUUAAAAUCUCUGCAGCAUGAGAACAUCGUGAAGUACAAGGGUGUUUGUUACAGUGCAGGUCGACGAAAUAUUCGUCUCAUCAUGGAAUAUCUUCCCUUUGGAAGCUUGCGGGAUUAUCUAAUGAAAAACAAGGAGAGGAUCGACCACAAAAAACUUGUCCAUUAUGCCUCUCAGAUCUGCAAGGGAAUGGAAUACCUGUCAAGUAAGCGGUAUAUCCACAGAGACCUGGCAACACGUAAUAUCCUUGUUGAGAGCGAGUUGAGAGUGAAGAUUGGUGAUUUUGGCCUCACCAAAGUUCUGCCUCAGGACAAAGAGUACUACAUGGUCAAUGAGCCAGGAGAAAGUCCCAUAUUCUGGUAUGCACCCGAGUCCUUGACCGAAAGCAAGUUUUCUGUGGCGUCAGAUGUCUGGAGCUUUGCAGUGGUGCUUUAUGAGCUCUUUACCCACAGCGACAAGAACUGCAGUCCUCCUGCAGUUUUUAUGUCUAUGAUGGGCAACGACAAGCAGGGACAGCUGAUUGUUUAUCACCUCAUCGAGCUCCUCAAAUCAGGCAGCAGGCUGCCUCAACCUCUGGAUUGCCCAACAGAGAUACAAGAAAUCAUGGAGGAGUGCUGGGAUAAAGACUCCACUUUGCGUCCUUCUUUCAAGGAGUUGGCCCUGCGUAUCGACCUGUUCAGGGACAGUAAGGAGUUUUAAAAUCGCCUGAAGUGCCCUGCUCCUCUCCAGCAAAGACACUCAAAAUGUAGUUGCCCUGAAUGUGGCAAAGGGAAAAGCGAGGUCCCUCUCCCACUGGUUGCCGGCAUGUGGCCAAGCAGCACAGCUGGAAGAGUGGUCGUUUCAGAAUGAGGAUCUGCUCAAAACCUACUGCCGAGGUGCCUUUCAGCGGGCACGUUUCUGUUGCAGCCUAGUGGCCUGGAGCAGAUUGGAAACGUCUGGAUGGUCAAACUGUUGAAGGUUGUGUUGCUGUAAGAGCAAAUGUUUGGUCAAAGUUUAAAAGAAGACUUGAAGAGUUUGUAGUGACUGUGGUAAGAUUGUUGCCAGACCUGAAGCUAGAGAAGCUUGACGUAAACAAGUUGUGUGUGUGUGUGUGUGUGUGCGCGUGUGUGUGAGUGAAAUAGAGAGAGCAUGUGUGCUUGAAUAUGUGUGUCCAUAAAAAUAGCUAGCUGGGCUAGCUCUUGCCAUUCCCCAUGUGCUGUCACCUGAGGAGAAAUGGACAAUAUUACUGCAGUAUUUUUGUGUACAUAUGUUCAGAAAAAUUUUAUAAUUUUAUAAAAAUUAAAAUAUGGUAAAAAACUAUAUUUGAAACGCCGGCAAAGCGUUGUUGUAAAUUAAGUACGCAAAAAGAUUACUUUAAAAAUUUGUCAUUGUUCGUUUUUAAAUGUGAACAGUGGUGUGAAAAUUAAAGAACAUAUCUGUGAAGCUAA